AUGGUUUCAUUUGCUGGGAAACCGAUCGUUAGAGCAGCAAUUUUUGUUGCAGUAUCAAUUACAGUUCAUGUCAGUUUGGCUGCUGAUCCAUCUACUCUCAUCAUCCCUGUUCUACCACCGUCAUGCUGGAACAGCCCUACUUUUCAACGCCCAAUAGUAAAUGGUCAAAAUAACGUCGAUUUACUGGCUGGUGCAUACGACUGGGUAGUGCCAACUAGAAGUCUUUCUGUCACUCCAUCGAGUGCUGAAUCAAUGCCUCCGUCUUGUCACUAUAUUUCUGGUAAAGGAUUGUCCUUCUGGCAGGCCUCUGACACAUCGAUCACCCACUACUGGCAAUGCACGGGUAAUGGCUGUUCACCGCCUUGCUCUGGGAACAUCACUGCUGCAUAUCCGCCUACUCAAAAGAUCAUGCAGAGUUGCACUCAGGAUAUGUAUCAGAUCCUGAGUCCCGGCGCCCCAUUGACACCGUACACUGGAAAUAACGAUCCAUACUCGAGAUUCCUUGUCAAAGACUACUUUGAUCCAUCUACUGACUCGCAAUGUUCUGGUCCAGUCAUCCGUCGUCAACUGGUCCGUGUUUACGAUCAAUGCACCAAGAUAUUGACCACUAGUACACAACCAUCUUAUUCUCUGUAUGCUAUAUCAAGCAUCUCGCAGGACGAGAUGGUCCAGAAACUAUGUUCAGAUAGUAUAUGUGCAAACUGCACAGUAUCUCAGUCUGUAAGCCCAUGGAAGAUUUCUUCUGGCUUUUGCUCACGCAUUGGAUUGGAAGUCACUAAAGGCAUGUACAUGUAUGAGAACAAUGUCUCGAAAAAUGUCACUGGCCCGUCAUCUUCUGGCACUGCUGCUCCUGGAUCGAAUCCCACAGCAUCUGGAGAUAUUCCUGGUAGCAUAGCUGGCAGUAGCUCACUUCCUCAAGACAGUUUAGCCACUGCAUCUUCAACCUCGUCUUCCAUGAUUGGUGUUGCUGUUGGGGUUCCUCUGGGUCUUGUAUGUCUAUGUGCACUGACUGGAGCUAUACUUAUUCGGCGUCACAAGUCUAAACAGAACCAAAAGUAUAUGGACGAGAAUUUGCAAUAUUCUACUCAAAAGGAAGCAGUUUAUUCGCAUACGAAUCGCACAUUGCCACAUAUGGAUUUUAAGCUGGGUAGUAUCUUUUCCAAAAAGAGUCCGGCUCGCAUGUCUUCUACCAAACGAGCUACUGCUCAUGCUGUAUUUAUGCAGACCGCCCAACAACAAGCAGACGCACUGGACUCUACUUCUACAUUGAACGUUGGUACAAAAACUGAUAUAGUUCUUACCGAUCAAGAAAUGAUGCGUUACAGAACUCUGUUGGCACAGGGAUGUCGUCGUAAACCUCGUGUAGUGAUGAUUGAUUAUCAACAUACGAAAAGCGAUGAACUAGACUUGACAAUUGGCGAUCAUGUCGUGCUGAUGAGUAUGUGGGAGGGUGGAUGGGGUCAAGGAUAUAAUCUGACUACUGGUCAAAAGGGUAUCAUGGCUGCCCUUGCUGUUAGCCCAGAUUUGACAGAAGAUACGGACACUCAGCCUUGA
Messenger RNA from Batrachochytrium dendrobatidis JAM81, 1554 nucleotides. RefSeq lists its product as uncharacterized. Gene Ontology annotation, molecular function: protein binding. The coding region runs from base 1 to 1554 and encodes 517 amino acids. The transcript is spliced from 2 exons. The record is from RefSeq and is a predicted model, not a curated record. Lineage: Eukaryota; Fungi; Chytridiomycota; Chytridiomycetes; Rhizophydiales.